Amphimedon queenslandica is the source of this 1886-nucleotide messenger RNA. Its product is annotated as RING finger protein nhl-1-like. Gene Ontology annotation, molecular function: protein binding; zinc ion binding. The transcript is spliced from 3 exons. NCBI's taxonomy places the organism in Eukaryota, Metazoa, Porifera, Demospongiae, Haplosclerida, Niphatidae. The record is from RefSeq and is a predicted model, not a curated record. The coding region runs from base 36 to 1808 and encodes 590 amino acids.
UUCUCUCUGCAGACACCGCGGCAGACACUCUUGUAAUGGCAACCAAACCGUCUCGAUCUGGUCUCCUCAAAUUGGCUGAGGAACAGCUCACCUGUCCUGUGUGUCUUGACCACUAUAUCAAUCCUAAGACUUUACCUUGCCUACAUUCAUUCUGUCAGCACUGUCUGGAAGGAUUGCCACUGGAUAAGAACAAUGAGACCUAUUACCUUUUUUGUCCCACUUGUCGUCAUCGUACUGAGUUACCAGAAAAUGGAGCAGGAGCUUUUCCCGUGGCAUUCACUAUCAACAACCUCAAAGACAUGCACAGUUUAAUUAAAAAGACCCCAAAUUCUCAAGAGGCUGUGACCCCCAUAUGUACUGACCAUGGAAGGCCUUUGGAGUUCUUUUGUGGAACAUGUGAUGCAGUAAUCUGCUCCCACUGCUCAGUUCGUAAUCACAAACAUCAUGAAUGUGAGUUAAUCACUGACAGUUAUACUAAACACUGUCAAAAGUUAAGAGAAUGUCUAUCACCAGUUGUGGGAAAAAAGGAAGUACUCAAAAAGGUUAUAUCUUCUUUAUCAGAGAGAGAGAGUGAGAUUAGAGAGAGAGGAGAAGGAGUCUUGGAAGAAAUACACAAAAUGGUAGAGGAAAUCAUGAGUACUCUUUAUCAGUCAGGGAGGAAACUGACUGGGCAGGCAAGAAGGGUCACUGAUGCUAAACUAAAGGUGCUCUCAGUGCAGAUCAAAGCAGCAGAAAAGAGUUUGAGUCUUCUUGAAGAUGUUGAAGAUUAUGUGGAACUGAGUCUGAAGACAGGUACUCCUCAACAAGUCUUGAGGUCUAAGAAACAGAUGAUGGAACAUAUGAGUGAAGUUACUGCACAAAUCAAUGUGGAGGAGUUAUAUCCGAAUGAAAAAGCUGACUUUGUAUUGAGUAAUAAUAUCAAAUCAAUACAUCACAUAGGAGAUAUUGUGACAUAUUCAUCUACUGCACUACAGCAAUGUAGAGUGAAGAGAGUUGGCUCCUUUCAACGCUUUCCAAAAAAGAAGACAUUUUUGUUUUCAUUAUCAAUGGAGGCACCAGAUUCAUCUCUUUUGUCUGUUCCUGUAUCUUCUCUGAGGUGUAGUCUAGUACCAGUUGUACACACUAUACCAGAGAUUAACUGUCCUUGGGGAGUUGCUGCAAGUGAUAAUCAUGUCACAGUAACUGAGUUUAAUGGUAAAUGUGUAACAAUACUGGAUAGAAAAGGAAAGAAAGUGCAAUCAUUGGAAGGAGGUGGCAAUGUUAAGUUUUCUGUCCCUCGUGGUUUAGCCAUUACUACAGACAAAUUCAUUCUUUUGUCUGAUAAAGACAAAAUUCAAAAGAUUGACAUGAAUGGAUACUAUAUAGCAUCAGUUGGUGAAAGGGGCACUGAAUCACUACAAUUUCAAUUUCCUGCUGGAUCAGCUAAUGGACAAUUCAUGUUUCCGCUAGGGAUUGCUCUUGACAGUCAAGGGUUAGUGUAUGUAGCUGAUUGCAAUAAUCAUCGCAUUCAAAAGUUUUCUCCAGAUGGAAAUUUUUUGGCUCAGUUUGGUACAAAAACAUUUGGUGCUGGAAAGCUUAAUAGUCCAUAUGGUAUAGCAAUAGAUACUGUAGGUACUGGUCUAGUGUAUGUUAGUGAAUGGGGCAAUCAUCGCAUCUCUGUCUUCACUAGUGAGGGUGAGUUUGUUACUAAGUUUGGAAAAGAAGGCAAUAAUAUUGAUCAGUUUAAAAACCCUAAAGGAUUAACAUUUGAUAAAAAUGGAUUCUUGUAUAUUUGUGAUUCUGGUAAUGACCGACUUGUUGUUUAUUGAAUUUUGUUGUUUAAUUUCAAGGCAUAAUAUUUUAGUAUUAUUUCAUUACUAGUUUAGUAUAGUUAUCAUCAACAUGAU